This is a messenger RNA of Cheilinus undulatus (humphead wrasse), 1880 nucleotides long. It is a transcript of the gene bag2, whose product is annotated as BCL2 associated athanogene 2. The transcript is spliced from 3 exons. Gene Ontology annotation, biological process: protein stabilization. Bases 140 to 763 code for a protein of 207 amino acids. The record is from RefSeq and is a predicted model, not a curated record. Gene Ontology annotation, molecular function: protein-folding chaperone binding; adenyl-nucleotide exchange factor activity. NCBI's taxonomy places the organism in Eukaryota, Metazoa, Chordata, Actinopteri, Labriformes, Labridae.
CAUGUUUGGAAAUGUUCUCCCUCGGGCGCUGCUUCAGCCGGAGAGAGGAGCUGCAGUCUGCCGGACAGCUCGCAGUGCUGAGGUUCACUCUGAGGAUUUCUCUCUGCGUUACGGUUCGUUAAAAUAAUCAUUCAGCAUCAUGGCUCAGGCGAAAAUCCACGCUAAGAUGAACGAAGCUCCGUGCAAGUUCAGCAGGACCCUGUCCAUGGCUGAUCGCUCCGGACGACUUCUGGAAAGUUUGGACCAGCUGGAGCUGAGGGUGGAGGCUCUUCGUGAAGCAGCAUCGGCCAUGGAGCAGGAAAGGGAGUGCAUCCUGGAAAUGCUUCAGUCCAUUCAGAACAGUCAAGAAAUGCGGAACAUCUGUGCUGGCGAGAGAGAAGAGCUAGAUCUAACUGCAAACCGUCUGAUGGGCCGCACGCUGUCUGUGGAGAUCUCUGUUGGCACCAUCAGAAACUCCCAGCAGGAGGAGGCGCUGAACAAAGCCACAUCUAUUAUUGAUGAAAUUGUUAAAAAGCUGCUGGACGACAUGGCAGGCAGCCGACAGAAGCUGCUGGCCCUGCAUGCGGCCUGUGUGACCGAGGCUCCUCCUGUUCCCAUUGAUCAGAAGUUUCAGGCCUUAGUGAUCAGCUGCGCCCUGGAGGACCAGAAGAAGAUCAAGAGGAGGCUGGAGACUCUGUUAAGGAAUGUUGAAAAUGCUGAAAAGAACAUCAAGAUUAUGGAUCACCAAAAACUGGAAAACCCAAAAACUAAUGGGUGUAAAUGAGACUUUUCACCAAAUCAUGAUUAAUGUCUUCAAUGCCUUUAAUCUCUUGGAUAACCAUUUGUUUAACCCUUAACAAACCUUUUUGAAGGACUCUUCAUGUAGCAGCAAAUCAGAGCAGAUUGAAUUAUCACAGUGAUGCUGAAGCUUGAGUCAAAAAUUACAGGAAAGCACAACAAUCUCCAUAAUUCACCCUGAUAUAAUAACAUGAAUAUAACUAUAUUUACUACUAAUGAUCAUCAUUUAUACUAAGCUACUUAAAGUACCAGUACAUGGUAUGUUUACACAAGACAGAACAGAGGCAAAGUCUUAGCCAUACUUCACAUUUGAUGGCUUCAGUCUUUUAAUUGCUUAAAAAACAAUGAUUCCAGUGUUGAAAAGUAUCUGUUUCUUUUGUUUCUCGCUGUUUUAAUCCAACAUUUCACUUUGUAAGGAUUUAGGAUGUGCACAGAAACACACUACCUCUUUGUGUGAAGGCAACACAAAUCACAUUAAGCUGUGGAUUUUAGUUCGUAUUUGCACAAAGCAGUUUCCAUGUUAGAUUGUGUCAUAAAAGGUGAAUAAAGCACACAUUGUUUAAUCACUUUUCAGAAAAAGUCUUUGAGUAUGUCAAGGUAAUCCUGACAGAUAAUACGACAGAAGCUGAUUUCAAAGGUUGCAUAUACUGCAUGUUAUCAGGAGUAAAGCUGUUACAUUUUUCUCUUAGUUUAGGAGCUUUGUUGAACCAACAUUAUGGCAUUUUCAUAGGAUUAAAAUUAUAUUCUAUAUAAUCUUUAAGAACCUUAGUGAACACCUAUUUACACCCAGGCAGCCAGCACUAAACAUGUUCAUUUAUAUACAAACAAAUAGGGCAAACUAACCGAAAAAUAAGGUCAGUUGGCAGAGUACACACAGAGACAGCUCUUACCAUUAGGAAAAGGUAGCCAAUUGUCUGGGGUCUCAUGCACUAAAGCACUGGUUCCCAACCUGGGGAGGUUUGUCAGAAAUAGUUCACAUAUUUACUAAAAUCAUGAUAAAGCACUUACUAAAUACUUUAUACAUCUUUUAGUACAAAAAAGUGUGAUGGCCUAUUUUCUUAGGGUGUUAUCAAUGAAACAAAUAAAACUGAUGUUUUUUGACA